Nicotiana attenuata is the source of this 1289-nucleotide messenger RNA. Its product is annotated as beta carbonic anhydrase 5, chloroplastic-like. The record is from RefSeq and is a predicted model, not a curated record. The transcript is spliced from 9 exons. NCBI's taxonomy places the organism in Eukaryota, Viridiplantae, Streptophyta, Magnoliopsida, Solanales, Solanaceae. Gene Ontology annotation, biological process: carbon utilization. Gene Ontology annotation, molecular function: carbonate dehydratase activity; zinc ion binding. Bases 215 to 1105 code for a protein of 296 amino acids.
UUGAAAAUAGGAAGUGCCUCGGAUUUAAAACACUUUGGUUUCUCCGUCUUUCUUGGAGAGGAACAGUUGCCUGUCACUCACUAUACAAUACUAUAAUAUACACGUAGUUAGAUCCAACCAACAACUUCACAUGGUACAAACUACAAACUAACUUUAACUAUAAUAAAGCUGCACGGCUAGUAAUCAACAAAGCCCCUUUUGCAAGUUCUCUGUCAUGGCUCGGCCUGUUAUUCAAUCAUCCUCUCUCUGUAACUCCUCCUCUGUGGAUCAUUCAAGGAUCUUGAGGACCCAGUUGAGAUUCAUGGGAAUUGAGCAACCCCAUUUCAGAUUGUUGAAUUUGCCCAACUGCAGGUAUAACUCUGCUCUAAAAUUGAAAGCCUUGAAGGAGCCAAUGACCCUAACCAAAGAAAUGAUGGAUGAAAAAGAGAUGAGUGUUGUGACUGAAAUUGAAUCGAAUGAAUUCACCACGUUGAAGCAUAGAUUUUUGAAUUACAAGAAGGACAAAUACUUGAAAAAUUUGGAGCAUUUUCAAAGUCUUGCAGAAACACAAUCACCAAAGUUUAUGGUAAUUUCUUGUGCAGACUCUCGGGUGUGUCCCUCAAACAUACUUGGAUUUCAACCAGGAGAAGCCUUUGUAGUCCGCAAUGUGGCAAAUCUGGUGCCUCCCUAUGAGAAUGGUCCUUCAGAAACAAAUGCAGCCCUUGAGUUUGCCGUUAAUUCUCUCAAAGUCCAAAACAUAUUAGUCAUUGGUCACAGCCGCUGUGGAGGCAUUCGUGCCUUAAUGAGUAUGGACAAUGAAACACCUUCAAGCUUCAUCAGAAGUUGGGUAAUAGUUGGAAAGUCUGCACGGGCAAGCACAAAAGCUGCUGCUUCCAACCUCUGCUUUGACCAGCAAUGCAAGCACUGUGAGAAGGAAUCAGUCAACUGCUCAUUGAUGAAUUUGUUUACGUACCCAUGGAUUAAGGACAAGGUGAAUAAAGGGGAGCUCUUAAUUCAUGGUGGCUACUAUGACUUUGUCGACUGUACUUUUGAGAAGUGGACUCUUGAGAACAACUCUCAAGUGGAUAAUCAAGUCUCCAUCAGAAACCGGGAAUUUUGGUGCUGAGACUCUUCUAGUCCUCUGUUUGUGUUGUUGUAUCAAGCAAUUACCUGUAAUACAAAUCUCAUUGUUUAUCCUUGUUGACAAACUAAAUGUUGUAUAAUUUUCAAGUGUGAACUCUAUUUGCCACUUGUAUUGAAAAAAAAGGAUAAGUUUCCUAUAUAUAAUUUGUUCCGCUAGUAUCAGUUUA